AAAACUUUAAAAUUUUCUCGAUAGUCGGAAUAGUUAAUUUCUCAGUUUCAUAUAUUUCUUGCUCUCCAUCCCACAUUUCUAAAAGCUUCUUUUUUAUUUUAUUUUGAGACGAGACGAAAAUAUGUUUUGAAGAGAAAUAAUCUCAUAAGUGCGCAUAAAAAUCGCAGAUAUCUCAGUCUUUGCACAGAUAUUUUCAGAUUCAGUUGAUCUUACAUUUACUUCUGUUUGUUCCGAAGAUAAAAUUAAAUUUGAUUCAGUGAAAAAAGUUAGUGCAAUAGAAAUUGUGUGCCAUUGAUGUUGUCUGAAAAUGUCAAGUUUAAGAUUCGUAAACUUGAUUCGAUCAUCAAUCACAGUUCUAUGUAACACAGCGAAAUCUCAACAAACAAUCCGAAACUUCUCUUCAAACCGUCCACCGAAAAUUCUGAUCACAGGUGGAUUAGGACAGUUGGGAACGGCAUGUGCGCAACUACUUCGUUCCAAGUAUGGUCAAGAGAAUGUCAUCCUCUCCGAUAUCAUCAAGCCAAGUCAACAAAUUGUGGAUGAAGGUCCUUAUGUGUUCGCCGACAUUCUGGACUUUAAAGGUCUACAGAAAGUUGUCGUAACACAUCGUAUUGAUUGGAUCAUUCAUUUCUCAGCACUUCUCAGUGCUAUCGGUGAACAAAAUGUGUCACUUGCUGUUCGUGUUAACAUUGAAGGGAUGCACAACAUGAUUGAACUUGCGAAACAAUACAAAUUAAGAGUCUUUGUGCCAUCAACGAUUGGAGCUUUUGGACCUGAUUCUCCACGAAAUCCAACACCAAAUUUGACAAUCCAAAGACCACGAACAAUUUAUGGGGUCUCAAAAGUUCAUGCCGAAUUAAUGGGUGAAUAUUAUCAUCACAAGUUUGGAACAGAUUUUAGAUGUUUACGAUUCCCUGGCGUUAUCUCAGCUGAUCCACCAGGUGGUGGCACAACAGAUUAUGCAAUUGCAAUUUUCUUUGAUGCACUUCGAAAAGGAAGUCAUGAAUGCUAUCUGAGGCCAGAUACUUUACUACCAAUGAUGCAUAUUAAUGAUUGUUUAAGAUCACUCAUUGAAUACAUGACUGUUCCUGAAGAGAAGCUCAAACGAAGAGUUUAUAAUGUCACUGCGAUGUCAUUUACGCCAGAACAGCUUGCGGAUAAAAUCGCAAAAUACGUUCCAGAAUUGAGAGUUUCAUAUAAACCUGAUAGUCGACAAUUAAUCGCUGACUCAUGGCCGCAAGUUUUCGACGACUCAGAAGCACGAGCUGAUUGGGGCUGGAAACACGAAUAUGACUUGGAUAAAUUGGUUGAGCUGAUGAUCAAAGAAGUUACAAAACAUUAUGCAAAGAAUGGCUGCUAGCGAAAUUCAUUUUUAUAAAUUCAAACAUUUUUAUGAAACAUAAAAUUUAAUAACGAUUUAAAAUGUAUACGAAAAGAUUGCGAAAUAAAAAUAUUCAAUUUGAUUUGUUACCAUGGAAAUGAAUGAAAAU
Clunio marinus is the source of this 1490-nucleotide messenger RNA. The record is from the annotation of a GenBank genome assembly. NCBI's taxonomy places the organism in Eukaryota, Metazoa, Arthropoda, Insecta, Diptera, Chironomidae.